Messenger RNA from Trichomycterus rosablanca, 5856 nucleotides. It is a transcript of the gene slc38a4, whose product is annotated as solute carrier family 38 member 4. Lineage: Eukaryota; Metazoa; Chordata; Actinopteri; Siluriformes; Trichomycteridae. The transcript has 16 exons. The record is from RefSeq and is a predicted model, not a curated record. Gene Ontology annotation, biological process: amino acid transmembrane transport. Gene Ontology annotation, cellular component: plasma membrane. Bases 157 to 1788 code for a protein of 543 amino acids. Gene Ontology annotation, molecular function: L-amino acid transmembrane transporter activity.
GACUAGAGUAGUCUAGAAUCAAUCGUCCGCCUCAUCUCAGAGAUAUGGAGCCACUUUUUUCUGACUGAAACAGUAAGGUUUCUUUCCUGGAGACCAAAAGAAGACUCUGCUCUGCACUCCUUGUUCAACCAGUAGUCUGCACUUCACCUAAGAGGCAUGGAGCGAAUGGAACUGAAGAAAGUGAGCACAGAGGCGGAUGAAGACAGCAAUGACAGCCUGGAUGAGCGUUACACAGGGCCCAUCGAUUCAGAAAAGGCCACAAUUAACAGUGGGUUUAUUGAUGAGGAGGACGCAGAGAGUCAAAAAUUUCUCACAAAUGGACUAGCGAAAAAGAAGUUUGAGGAGUAUCAUGAAGAAUAUCAUCCAGGUCAUAUUUCCACUGGGAUGUCUGUUUUUAACCUCAGCAAUGCCAUCAUGGGUAGUGGGAUUCUGGGUCUAUCUUUUGCCAUGGCCAACACUGGAAUCAUUCUCUUUUGCAUUCUGCUCUUUGCUGUGGCUAUUCUCUCACUCUACUCUAUACACCUGCUGCUGGUUACAGCAAAAGAAGGAGGUUCACUUAUCUAUGAAAAGCUGGGUGAACGGGCGUUUGGCUGGCCAGGGAAAAUGGCUGCGUUUGGAUCUAUAAUCAUGCAGAAUAUAGGAGCCAUGUCGAGCUACCUGUUCAUAGUGAAAUACGAGCUACCCGAGGUCAUUCGAGCCUUUCUGGGACUGGAGGAGAUAUCUGGUGAAUGGUACCUCAAUGGUAAUUACCUGGUGGUGUUUGUGUCUGCUGGUAUUAUACUACCCCUGGCCCUUCUCAAAAACCUUGGCUACCUGGGUUACACCAGUGGAUUCUCUCUCUCGUGUAUGGUCUUCUUUGUAGGGGUGUUGAUUUACAAGAAGACCCAGCUUCCAUGCCCUUUACCGUUCUUCUUCCACCACGCAGCUAAUAUGAGUCUGAAUGGUUCAGAAUUGAGUCCUUACAUGCUACAUAACAGCUCAGCUCUAAUGGAUUUCUCUCAAGCCAUUGUGGGCAAUGAUCACCUGGACCCGCACUCUCCUGCAGUGUCCCAUGUUUCUGGUGUCCACUACACCCCACACGCAGAGAAUUAUGUGGACAUGUGCACACCUAAAUACUUUGUGUUCAACUCCCAGACCGCGUACACUAUUCCUAUUCUGGCUUUUGCCUUUGUGUGUCACCCAGAAGUCCUUCCCAUCUACAGUGAACUCAAAGAUCGCUCUCGAAGGAAAAUGCAGCGUGUAUCUAACCUGUCCAUUCUGGCUAUGCUUGUCAUGUACAUGCUGUCAGCUCUGUUCGGCUACCUCACGUUCUAUGAUAACGUUGAAGCAGAGCUGCUACACACCUUCACUAAAGUGUAUAAGUUUGACACUAUGCUGCUCUUGGUGCGUUUGGCUGUGCUGACUGCUGUAACGCUCACCGUUCCCAUUGUCCUCUUUCCUAUUCGCUCAUCUAUCACCACACUGCUUUUUCCUGGUCGAGAAUUCAGCUGGAUCCGGCACAUCCUCAUCGCCGCCGCCAUCCUGAUGUUUAACAAUCUCCUUGUGAUCUUUGUUCCAACCAUCAGAGAUAUUUUUGGCUUCAUAGGCUCCUCUGCUGCCACGAUGCUGAUCUUUAUCCUACCUGCUGCCUUCUAUCUGCGCCUGGUGAAAAGUAUACCAUUCAGAUCCACCCAAAAGAUAUCCGCAGCCAUUUUCCUGACAGUCGGCGUUGUCUUUAUGAUCGGCAGCUUGUCUCUCAUCAUCCUCGACUGGAUCCAUAAUCCCCCAGGCUCUGGAGGUGGCCACUAAACUUCCCCAAAGUCGCUGACUGAGGUUUACAAUACGCAAUGUGACAGUCACAUUGCCGAGUUCACCCUCGAACACAGUAUUACCAACAGACGUUCAGCCAUCAGAAUCUUUCUCUGUCUCUCUGUUUUACUGAUAUCAUUACACAUCAUCUGUAUGUGCCAUUUGCCUCGUUUUAGAUCAGAUCCUGUAGUACUUUAGUGCAUAGUGAAUGUAGAUUGAUGCUGAGAAUUACUAAAAAUGUUCAUACUUGCAUUGCAGCACAUUUGAAUAGGUAAUGUCACAGAGUUCUUGCUUUGGAAAAGAGAUAGAAAGAGAUGCAAAAAAAAAAAACACUGAGUCUGACUCAGCUGCCUCAAAAGAAAUGGCCACCUCUUCUUUAGGAGGUCAUUUUUAGGUUGUAUAAAGAGCACUUUUAGAUUGCGUUUUAAUAUUUUUUAUAUGUGUUCACAAGCAGGUGAAUUCACUCGAACACACAUGCUAACAAAGACGUUUUUUAACUAACAUCAGUGUUUAUACAUGUCAUAGAGCAUUUCUUGUUUAGGCCAUAAUCUAUUUUUAAAAAGAAUUUUCAUAUUAUAUUGCUGAUGGUAGUUUAAUCUGAUCAAUCACAUUAUUAUCUUGUUUGCAGACUUGUAAAGUCCUAAGCUGUUUUUAUCUCAAGGGAAAUGUUCCAGUUUAGUGUUUCCACUCAAGAGAAUUAGAAAAUCCUUGAGUUAAGAGUCAUAUCCGCUUAUAUUAUGCUGGAUGCAUAGUGUCAGUAAGACAAACUGAAUAUGUGAUUCAGUUGACGUGAUGGCUUCAGAAACAUUCGCCUAAAUGCUGAGUCCACCUGCAUUUCAGCUCCGAUGCUGUCACUUUGACUCCGGGCAUGGAACAAAAAUAAAAUGGCUGACAUUGACAUUGAGAACUUGAUGCCUGGAAGGCCUGUACAGUAUAGUCAUCGACCACUCUGAACCUCACAUACCAGUUAACUUGACUAGUGCUUUAUUCUGAAUGUAAGGGAGUGAUUGCUUUCAGAUCUGAUGAUAAAAUUCCUAAAAUUUUCUAAUGUACUGUACUGCAGUGCCCUGCAUCAUGGUCCUGACACAACAGCUUGUGGAGCAGGAUUGAUUCAGAGAGUUACGGGUGGUAGCACGGUCCCACAAGUGACACCUAUGACGAUAAUUCAACAAAACAUCCUCUAAAAUGCUUAAAUAGUCAUUGGGCUCAAAUGAACCGUAUGCCGUCAAUCAAUUGUGAACAUUACUGAAGAGCCAAUCAAAGACAAACAGUACUGAAGAGCCAUUGGUGGAGUUAAAAAAAAACACAGGUCACAGGUGCAGGGAAAUGCAGAGCUUUUUGUUUUUAUUGUGUUAAUUCUGCACUUAAUUUAAUAAAAUUCGAACUCUAUUUUUAAUCCUGUCCCCUUACUUUUAUAGAUCGCUUCUUCCAACCCCCUCUGCCACAAUGAAACGACAUACAGUAGAUCUAAAUGAAAGGCUUAUCCACCACUAGUAAAUAUAUGAAAUGCAUUUGUUUGAGACAGGACGCAAGGAUACAGGCUAAACAUAGCCAUCACAGUGUGGGAGCACACACUACAGUAUUGUACUGUACAGCUCCUCAAAUUUCAAACAUUUACUGUGCGUAUGUCUACUGAAGGUUUGCCAUAGUCACAGCUUCCCUUAUAUCGGGCUAUAAAAAGGGGUUAAAAUAGUAAACAUCCAGACCAGUUUUCCCGUUAUAAGACUAUUUGGUAGGCAUUACUGUCUUUUUGCAAGUUUUUUAAAAUGCUUGUGAUCAUGUACACUGUAAAAUAUAUCAGUAGAUCAAACUGAAAAAUACAGUCAGGUGACAAAUGAUCCCAAAAAACAUCUGUGGUAAUGAACUGUCAUUAGCACAGAUGACUACACUGAUGAAAUUGAGCAUUGAUUCUCUAAAAGAUGUUUCGUCUGAGGUUUUGAUGAUGGUGGUUGAGAGAGCUGUGUAUUACCCCACACAUCAAACCAAAAUUUCCCUCAGCUUUCCAACCCAAUUAAGAUCUGGUGAGUGUAAAGCCCCACCACCUGAUAAACAUCAUUUUUUGUAGUGAGGAUAGGGACACUGACAUUCUGAAAGAGAUCGUUCCCAUAAGUAUAGAAAUGGCAGAACAACCUCUUGGAUGAGGUAUGUUCAGUAUAAUAGAACUAUUAACGCUUCACGACUUUAGUUCUGUAAAACUAGACUCUGGCCCCCAGGUGGCGCAGCGGGAUAUUCCGCUGGCACACCAGCACUGAGUUACUAAACUCCUCGGUUCGAAACUCAGUGUUGCCAUCUAGCGGGCAUGAUUGGUAGUGCCUGCAGCAGAUACUAAUUGGCCACCGUAUCUGCAGCGUGGGGGCCGGACUAUGUGUGGGUGGGUGGGUAGGGCUUCAUACACUGUGUAAGGACCCUGAUUGGCGGAAAGACGCCUGUGCAGAAUGCAGGGGCGAAAAAAAGCUGUGCAUGUGUCAAAAGAGGCGUGCACAGCGACGUGCUCUCCUCGGAUUCAAUCUGGUAUCUCUCGGCAGCAGAAGAAAAAAAAUUUGAGCACGCUAAAUCGGGAGGAAAAUGGGGAGAAAAUGCAUUAAAAAAAACUAGACUCUGACACCCGUGCUUCAGGGGGACAAUUGGACCCAAACCAUGCAGUACCCCUGUCUGAAAGCAUUUGUCCUUAUGUUUCCCAACACAUUUAAUCAGAUUAUGGUUUUCAUUUGUCACCUGUCUGUAUGUCAGAUCUGACCUGAUGUCAUUCCCGGCUCCUUAUUAAUCUGGACACCCCCAGCUCCAAUACUUCACUUUUAUUGUUCUUAAAGGAACUAGUUUGACAGGUUUUGCAUGGUAGAAGUUCAUCUUAGUCUCCUAUAUAUUUAUGUUGUGCCGUGCCUUGCUGUAUUGCCUUACUGGUUUAUUCCGUAGCUCCUUUGCCUUUUCGGAGAGGAGUUGUCUCCAUGUUUGGUGCAGAGACCAUUUUGCCAGACAAACCAAACACUGCAAAUUUGACCGAGUGUGUUUUUUGUUACUAUUCAGCCAAAGUGGACAAUAUUUAUAGAUCGUUUGUUGAUCUACUUAGACGAAUGGAUAUUUCAAAUGAAAUGGUAUAUUUUGCUCAUGUUUUGGAACACAAACUUUUGUCUUUUUUGACGGUUGUAUAUUCAUUGUAAAUAAUCUCCUAUCUAUUAGGUAAAACUUAUGAGUUGUUUAAGGGUGCAAAGGGAUAUCAUCUCAAGUGUUUAUCAAUACAGUUUUAGCAUUAUGUAUUUUAGAUACUGGUGUUUGGUACAGUCUACUAACGUUUUUUUCUUUCUAUUUUGAGCUUGCUUUGUAAAUUUUGUGAAAAGGAUUAUUGUAUUUCUAUUGUUCAUUGUCCUCCUUGGCCAUUUUUAUGAAUCAACAAAAACGUGAAACCUUUUUAUCCUACUUGUCAGCUCAUGAUGGUACAUUUAAUGAUAGACACAUUGUUGUUCAUGUGAAGUUCUGAGUAUCUUCCUUGUCCAUUUCAUUUUAAAACACUUUUUGUACAUUUGUAAACUUACCUGCAAUGUCUUGAGUAAACUAACAUAAAGCUUGGUCCAGUCCUUCUGUACAUGAGCAGAAAAAUGCUGAAACAUGCUGUAGUUCAUCUUGCACGCAUGUGUGUGCUCAGUGUGUUGAACUCAUUCUGGAUGGGCUUUAGCUUUGUGCCUUAAUUAUUCUUCAGGUCUUUAACAAGAGCGAGUCAGCUUUACUUGUUGAGGAGCCUAUACUGAUUUUUCCAGUACCUCAGAAUGAAAUAUUUAUUGCUGUAUGUAAUGCUAACUUUGAUUAAACUUUUAAAGCGCUGAUCGCACAAAGCUAAAAGCCGAAAGCACCUCCGCAAUUGAAGCCCGACCCCACAGCUAGAGCUCGACCCGUCUUCCUAAAUGUUCUAACAGUGCCAUCUGACCCGCAAGAAGCACUAGCACACUGCUGGCCAAGCAGAAUCUGCCUCCUGUGGAUCAACCAUGCGUGAUUUGCAUAUUGAACAUGUCAAAGGUUUUUUUGUAUUGAUUGAUAUUAUGUAAUGCAAAAAAUAAACAAGAUCAAAAAUCAUAA